AUGUUGUCAUCAUGGAUAAGGUCUAUUUCUUCAUCCAGGGUUUUGAGUGCCGUAUACGCACUCUUCCUUUCUUCAUUCUCCUCAUCCACUUUCACCGCCGCACUCACCUCCUCCUUCCCCCCCACUUCGUUCUUAAUCACCAGCAACUCAUUUGCAACGUCCCCCAUGGUUGGACGGCUUGCAGUGCGAUCCACCGUGCAGGUGUGGGGUUGCUGUUGUUGUGGUGGUGGUGGUGGUGGUGGUGGUGGUGGUGGUGGUGGUGGUGGUGGUGGUGGUGGUGGUGGUGGUGGUGGUGGUGGUGGUGGUGGUGGUGGUGGUGGUGGUGGUGGUGGUGGUGGUGGUGGUGGUGGUGGUGGUGGUGGUGGUGGUGGUGGUGGUGGUGGUGGUGGUGGUGGUGGUGGUGGUGGUGGUGGUGGUGGUGGUGGUGGUGGUGGUGGUGGUGGUGGUGGUGGUGGUGGUGGUGGUGAUGGUGGUGGUGGUGGUGGUGGUGGUGGUGGUGGUGGUGGUGGUGGUGGUGGUGGUGGUGGUGGUGGUGGUGGUGGUGGUGGUGGUGGUGGUGGUGGUGGUGGUGGUGGUGGUGGUGGUGGUGGUGGUGGUGGUGGUGGUGGUGGUGGUGGUGGUGGUGGUGGUGGUGGUGGUGGUGGUGGUGGUGGUGGUGGUGGUGGUGGUGGUGGUGGUGGUGGUGGUGGUGGUGGUGGUGGUGGUGGUGGUGGUGGUGGUGGUGGUGGUGGUGGUGGUGGUGGUGGUGGUGGUGGCGGCCGCGGCGGCGGCAGCGGUGGCGGCGGCGGCGGCGGCUGUGGUGGUGGCGGUGGUGCUUACCCAAUGUAG
This is a messenger RNA of Closterium sp. NIES-65, 828 nucleotides long. The record is from the annotation of a GenBank genome assembly. NCBI's taxonomy places the organism in Eukaryota, Viridiplantae, Streptophyta, Zygnematophyceae, Desmidiales, Closteriaceae.